This is a messenger RNA of Mesoplodon densirostris (Blainville's beaked whale), 1239 nucleotides long. RefSeq names its product receptor associated protein of the synapse (gene RAPSN). Bases 1 to 1239 code for a protein of 412 amino acids. Gene Ontology annotation, molecular function: acetylcholine receptor binding; protein-membrane adaptor activity. The transcript is spliced from 8 exons. Gene Ontology annotation, cellular component: synapse. Gene Ontology annotation, biological process: chemical synaptic transmission. NCBI's taxonomy places the organism in Eukaryota, Metazoa, Chordata, Mammalia, Artiodactyla, Ziphiidae. The record is from RefSeq and is a predicted model, not a curated record.
AUGGGGCAGGACCAGACGAAGCAGCAGAUCGCGAAGGGGCUCCAGCUGUACCAGUCUAACCAGACAGAGAAGGCGCUGCAGGUGUGGACGAAGGUGCUGGAGAAGAGCUCGGACCUCGUGGGGCGUUUCCGUGUGCUGGGCUGCCUGGUCACGGCCCACUCGGAGAUGGGCCGCUAUAAGGAGAUGCUGAAGUUUGCUGUGGUACAGAUCGACACGGCUCGGGAGCUGGAGGAUGCCGACUUCCUCCUGGAGAGCUACCUGAACCUGGCGCGCAGCAACGAGAAGCUGUGCGAGUUUCACAAGACCAUCUCCUACUGCAAGACCUGCCUCGGCCUGCCCGGCACCCGGGCAGCCACCCAGCUCGGAGGCCAGGUCAGCCUGAGCAUGGGCAACGCCUUCCUGGGCCUCAGCCUCUUCCAGAAGGCCCUGGAGAGCUUCGAGAAGGCCCUGCGCUAUGCCCACAACAACGAUGACACCAUGCUCGAGUGCCGUGUCUGUUGCAGCCUGGGCAGCUUCUACGCCCAGGUCAAGGACUACGAGAAAGCCCUGUUCUUCCCCUGCAAGGCUGCAGAGCUCGUCAACGACUAUGGCAAAGCCUGGAGCCUCAAGUACCGGGCCAUGAGCCAGUACCACAUGGCUGUGGCGUAUCGUCUGCUGGGCCACCUGGGCAGUGCCAUGGAGUGCUGUGAGGAGUCUAUGAAGAUUGCACUGCAGCAUGGGGACCGGCCACUGCAGGCACUCUGCCUGCUCUGCUUUGCUGACAUCCACCGGAGCCGAGGGGACCUGGAGACAGCCUUCCCUAGGUACGACUCUGCCAUGAGCAUCAUGACCGAGAUUGGAAACCGCCUGGGGCAGGUACAGGUGCUGCUGGGUGUGGCCAAGUGCUGGGUGGCCAGGAAGGCGCUGGACAAGGCUCUGGAUGCCAUCGAGAGAGCCCAAGACCUGGCCGAAGAGGUGGGGAACAAGCUGAGCCAGCUCAAGCUGCACUGCCUGAGCGAGAGCAUCUACCGCAGCAGAGGUCUGCAGCGGGAGCUGCGCGCCCACGUCGUGCGCUUCCACGAGUGCGUGGAGGAGACGGAGCUCUACUGCGGGCUGUGCGGCGAGUCCAUAGGCGAGAAGAACAGCCGGCUUCAGGCUCUGCCCUGCUCCCACAUCUUCCACCUCAGGUGCCUGCAGAACAACGGGACGCGGAGCUGCCCCAACUGCUACCGCUCAUCCGUGAAGCCUGGCUUUGUGUGA